AUGAGCGACUCCGACGACAGCGGCAGCACGCCCGGUAUCCCGUCAUGGCAGCGCGGCCAAAAGAAAGAACCCGAACUCGAGCCGGAGACCACCACCUCGCAGGAUGCGAAGCGGGACGACGUCCCCUCCCGCGAUGACAGCCUCGAAGUCGCCCGCAAGUUCCUGCAGGACGACGAGAUCAAGGACGCGCCGAGGGAAGCAAAGGAGUCGUUCCUCAAGACCAAAGGCAUCUCGCCAGAGGAUAUAGAGCGGCUGUUGGGUAGCUCGGCAUCUGAGCCGGCGCAAGAGACACACUCUACACCCUCACCCUCACCACAACCGCAAAACGAAAUCUCCUUCCCCCGCCAAACAGACCAACCCCCCGUGAUAACCUACCCCGAGUUCCUCACGAAACCGACCCGCCCCCCGCCGCUCGUCACCGCAAACGGCAUCCUCAACACCCUCUACGCCUUCGCCGGUAUCUCCACCCUCCUCUACGGCACGAGCAAGUACCUCGUCCAGCCCAUGGUCGAGAACCUCACCGAAGCCCGCUACGACCUCCACGAGACAACCUCCCAGAACCUCGCAAAGAUAAUCGAGAAGCUCGAGGGCACCGUCUCCGAAAUCCCCGCUCCCAAGAAAUCUGCCGCGGCGGCCGCAGCAGCAGCAGCAGAGGGCGCAGCAGACGACGACGCGAGCAGCGCAGACGACCCGACCGAAAUGUUCCACCGCGAUAUCGGCACGCAGACAUCGAUUCCUUCCACGCCCUCCUUGACGACCUGGGGAGAGAACAAGAACAGCAACAGCGACAAGGAAAAGUCCCCGACGGACAGACAGGCCGACAAGCUGACGUGGUUCAAGAACCAGGCCGCCUGGCUCAAGACCACGGUCGUCGCCGACGCCGACGACGUGGCGGACCUGAAGUCGAAAAUGGACGUGCUCAAGGACGACCUCGUGCAGCUGGCGUACCCGAGCCCGUCCGACUACGCCGGGAGCAGCUACUCGCUGUACGGCGGCCCGCGCAAGAACGAGCCCGAGGACGAGAUCAAGAAGGCGAGGGAUAAUAUUCGGAGGGUCAAGGGGGUGUUGCUCAGCACGAGGAAUUUCCCUGCUUCCGCGAGGUGA
This is a messenger RNA of Colletotrichum fioriniae, 1104 nucleotides long. Lineage: Eukaryota; Fungi; Ascomycota; Sordariomycetes; Glomerellales; Glomerellaceae. The record is from RefSeq and is a predicted model, not a curated record.